Messenger RNA from Cucurbita pepo subsp. pepo (vegetable marrow), 1475 nucleotides. The record is from RefSeq and is a predicted model, not a curated record. Lineage: Eukaryota; Viridiplantae; Streptophyta; Magnoliopsida; Cucurbitales; Cucurbitaceae.
AACACAUUUGGUUUGAAGGCUGCUCAGAUCGGACCAAACCCAUGAUGCUUUCUUCUUCUUCCUCUGGUUCUAAUGGUCAAUGGAAAUACAAUGUGUUCUUGAGCUUCAGAGGGGAAGACACCCGCGGCCGCUUCACAGACCAUCUCUACAAAGCCUUAAUACACAAAGGAAUCUCCACCUUCAGAGACGAAGACGAGAUCGAAGAAGGCACAGACAUUUCUUCCGAUCUCUCCGCCGCCAUUGAAGCGUCCAGAAUCGCGCUCGUUGUGGUUUCAGAAAACUACGGUUCGUCAAGGUGGUGCCUUGAGGAGCUGGAUAAGAUCUUUGAGUGCCACCAAAGGCUUGGGAUGCUGGUGUUGCCAAUCUUUUAUAAAGUGGAUCCUUCUCAUGUUCGGAAGCAGACAGGAACAUUUGCAGAAGCUUUUGCUAAACAUGAACUCAGAUUUGGAGAACAUAACCCGAAGAUCCACAAAUGGAGGCACCUUCUUACACACUUCGCCAACCUCAAAGCUUGGCUUUCCCAACCUUGGUGUUCAAAGCUGAAGAAGAUCCCAGAAUUUUCAGGCAACACAAAUAGAUUAUUGGAACUCUAUUUGGAUGGCACCUCCAUAUCAAGCUUACCUUCAUCAAUAGCAAGCUUGGAUCAUCUAAGAGUGUUGAGCUUAACCAAUUGCAAAAAUCUUAUCAACAUUUCAAACGCGUUGGAUAAGAUGACAUCUCUCAAAAGCUUAAAUCUUUGGGGAUGUUCAAAGCUUGGAAAUAGAAAACGAAAGUGGGGCGACACCGUAACGGCAGAGCUUGACGUGAGACAAACCGUACAAAGAACGGACGACGGAGACAAUAUCUUUAGAAACAUUUUUCUUUGGUUAUGCAAAGCUCCAACGAGUGGCAUUUUUCGGAUUCCAUCACUGGCUGGUUUGUACUCUCUUACAAGCCUAAAUUUGAGUGAUUGUAAGCUUGAGGAAGUCCCGGAAGGGAUCGAGUGUUUGGUGUCGUUGGUGAAUCUGAAUUUGUCUCGAAAUAAUUUCUCUCGUCUUCCAAUGAGCAUUUCUCGACUCCAUAACUUGAAAAGAUUGAACGUAAACGAGUGCGAAAAGCUUCUUCAUUUCCCAGAGCUACUACCAAGGAUCUUAAGGUUGAUGUCAAAGGGCUGCAUUUCAUUGAAAGAUUUUCUAGACACUUCAAAAGUUAACCAUUCAUAUUUCAUGGUAGAAGUGAAUCUUCUAAACUGCUACAAAUUGGCUGACAACAAAGGGUUCCAUAAAAUGAUAAAUUCUUGGAUGCGAAAGACGUUUUUACUCAAAGGAACAUUUGACAUCAUGGUUCCCGGGAGAGAGAUUCCAGAUUGGUUUACAUCGACAAAAAUGGGAUCUUCGAUAUGCAUCAAGUGGGAUCAUGACGUGCCAAACGCCAACAUGCUUCGCUUUGCGGUCUGCGUUGUUUGUGGAUCAAGCAACAAAAACGACAACGUNUAA